Amphiprion ocellaris (clown anemonefish) is the source of this 4052-nucleotide messenger RNA. It is a transcript of the gene cd248a, whose product is annotated as CD248 molecule, endosialin a. Gene Ontology annotation, biological process: cell migration. Gene Ontology annotation, molecular function: extracellular matrix protein binding; calcium ion binding; extracellular matrix binding. NCBI's taxonomy places the organism in Eukaryota, Metazoa, Chordata, Actinopteri, Pomacentridae. Gene Ontology annotation, cellular component: extracellular matrix; external side of plasma membrane. The transcript has a single exon. Bases 267 to 2603 code for a protein of 778 amino acids. The record is from RefSeq and is a predicted model, not a curated record.
UCUGCACACACUCAACUCCAGCACAGAUCUGCUUCAACGAGAGGAGUGAAGAGCACUCACAAGGCAGCGAUAUAUAAAUAUAUAUCCACAUAUUUAUUUAUAUAAACACAGCUCAAAUGAAGGGAGAAAAAUUCAGAUAGGCAACAGAAACGGGCCAAGAAAGAAGUCAAAGUUAACAGGAAGUUUCAAAGGCAAGAAGAUAAAAGUGUGGAGAGAGUCAGGGCUCCAAGCUAAGCGUGGAGAUAUAUAUUUUGUUCAAAAAAAGAAUGGGCUCCCUGGUGAGGAGUGCUGCUGCUGUUCUCUUAACCUCUCUGCUGGCUUUAUUUUUUGGAUUUUCUGCAGUCUGGGGCCAGGACCUGAGAGACAGGGAUGCACUAUGUAACGCAGACGGUUGUUUUGUGGUUUACUUUCAACGAAAAACCUUCCUGGACUCAUGGAAAGCCUGCAAAGACAAAGAUGGCAACCUAGCUACCAUCAAAACCAUGGAAGAUGCCACCACAAUUGAAACUCUCUUCUCCACUCUAGACUUGCGCCACUCGCGUACCAAGAUCCAAGUAUGGAUUGGCCUGCAGCGCCAGCCUCGCCAAUGUACUACCACACGUCCACUUAGGGGUUUCUCUUGGACUACUGGUGACCAGGACACCGAGUAUACCAACUGGCAGAAAGAGGACUCGCCUAGUAUGUGUUCAGUGCCUCGCUGUGUGGUUAUGGGCUACAGCACUCAGGAGCGGAACAAUAACUUCAAGUGGCUCGAUGGUUCCUGUUCAGUCCCUGUAGAUGGGUAUCUAUGCCAUUAUGCUUACAAAGGAAUGUGUCAUGCCUUGUGGAGUGAAGGGGGAGGCAAUGCCCUCUACACCACACCAUUUAACCUUAUCAGCACACUGCUAACCCAUGUACCCUUUGGAUCUGUUGCUAGUGUGCCCUGCCCCACAGGCACCAAGGAGGAACAGUCAGUUUUGUGUAUGCUGAGAGAAGAUGGCUCAGUGGGUUGGUCAAGAAAUCCCCCCCUCUGCUCAGAUCCUUCCAUAUCACACAACUGGUGUGACCAGGAUAAUGGUGGAUGUGAGCAUUUUUGCAGGACAGCUGGUGGUCACUUUUACUGUGAAUGCGCUGAUGGAUAUCAACUAGGAGAUGAUGGGCAGAGCUGUGAGGUAUCUGAUGUUUGUCAAGGGGCCCCCUGUGAGUUCGAGUGCCUGCCCCUUUCAGACGGCUACCGUUGUGCCUGUCCUGAUGGAUACAUGCUUGCACCCGAUGAACGUGGUUGUCUCGAUGUAGAUGAGUGCCUCCAGAGUCCUUGUGAACAGCUCUGUGAGAAUGCUCCUGGGACAUUUGAAUGUCGGUGUCGGGAGGGUUAUCAUCUAGAUGUAGAGGGUGGCUGUGAGGAUAUAGAUGAGUGUAUGAAUGACCCAUGUGAACAUGCUUGCGAGAACACUCCAGGCUCUCAUAUCUGCCACUGUCAUCUGGGUUUUUCCCAAGUUCCUGAGGACCCCAGCCGGUGCCAAGAUACUGAUGAGUGUCAGAUUCCUGGGACCUGCGAGCAGAUGUGUGUGAAUUAUGACGGUGGAUUUGAGUGCUACUGUGAGGAAGGCUAUGAACUCAUGUCUAAUCAUUACUCUUGUCAGAAGAGGGGAGAAGGAGACAGUCAAUCUGCUGUCACCCCUCCAUUCCCUUGGGUCACCCACCAUCCUGGACCUGUAUGGGAUCCCUUGGACUAUGAUUGGAACCCAGAGCAGAGUCACACUGGUUGGCCUUCAGAAGAGGAGCAAUCUCUAGACUGGCUGACCGAUCCACCCAAAGUUUUGAAUUCUGAUGUAAUUUGGGUCACUAGUGCCCCGCAGGAGGAAGUGCCCUUUGAUUCAGCACUGGACCCUCUGACACAGGGAGCUGAGAAAGAUGGAGAAGACAUAGAUGAGGCUGAAUGGUUGGAGUGGGAACAGAGAUCUCAGUCUCUGUCGACAACCAUCUACACAAAGGUUCCACCCACCACUAGCUCCACCACUACUCCAGACUGGUACACAGAUGACGAAGAGGAAAUUACUACACCUCUUCCCUCCCUUUCCACUUCUACAAUCAAUGAAGGUGCCUGGAAUUGGUGGGAGGGUAUCGCUACUUCCAGCAUGAAUCCAGAAAAUCCAGUGGAUUCAGUCACAGACCACAACAUGCCUACAGAUUCCAGCUACCACAAUAAGACAGAAGAAGAACAACCGUACCCCCCUAGAGAAAGCUCUACGUUCCCAAAGGAGGAGUUAGGGGAGGAGGGAAAUGACAAUGUGGAAAUCACACACUCUCAGGGUCUGGCGGUUCCCACCCAGCCUACUGCUUCCCAGCCACCCCUGAGUGAAGGUGGAGGGAAUGGUGACAGCCUGGAUUCCUUCCAGGAAGACAGGGGGCAGAAACAGAGCAGCACCUGGCUGCUAGUGGGCCUUCUUGUGCCCAUCUGCAUCUUCAUUGUGGUGAUGGUGGCAUUGGGGAUUGUCUACUGCACGCGGUGUGCUGUUCAGCCACGCAACAAGAAUGCCACUGACUGUUACCAUUGGAUUUCUGGGGCUCAUGAUAAACAGGGAGCUCCUAACCCCUCAGCUGGGGUCAAGACCCAUGUUUAAACAGAGAAGAGAGAGACUGACAUAAACAUAAAAAAACUCUGUUUCAGAAAGAGUGAAUAAUGACCCAGGUAAUCAUCAAGUUAAAUGUUUUACCCUCUCCAACUGGGAGCUCCCGACUCUUGGAACACUUUUGACUAUUGCUGUUAUCAAAUGACAGGAGUUGAGAAAAGACAAUGAAAACCACUGAUCUUGUAAGGAAUGGGGUUUCCUUGUGGUACAAACUGCUUUGAUGUUGCAUACACUGACCAUACAGCACAAUAUCUGUUUGCUUCAUGAUUGCACUAGAUUACAUAGUUCAUAAAAUAUUACAUUUCUCAUUAAUAAUGUCAAAAACAUUUGCUAAUUAUUGAUAAUGUGUGUCUUCAUUUAUUAAUUUCAGCCUUUCACAGCUGGAGUCAGAUCCUAGUAAGAGUGUUGAAAAUCAUUGUACUGAAAUCAGCAUUUUUGAAGUAAACUUGACUGAGGUGUUUUUCCAGCAAAAUCCUUAUGCUCAAUUAAUUUCAAUAGCAUAUCACUGUAGAUAACCGUCACUGUUGACUGUUAUAAAGGGAUUCAGAGGUGUGAUUAGUUCUCAUCAACAUUGUAAAAUGUUGAAAGAAGACAGUAAGCAAUUAUCCCUUCAAGAGAAAAGGCAUUAAGCAAUUUCCAUGAUAAUGCUGGGCAAACUAUCAUUGAAAAUAACUGUGUUGGAGCAGAAUUGUAAAGAAGACACCAAAACCUUCUUUGUAUGUACUGGUUGUUUCGUAUUUAUAUUUCUUUUAUACUUGCCAUCAGGUGUUUGCUUUUAGAAAAUGUAAUGCAAAAGAGUUCAAUGACAAAGCCUUUUUAUGGAUUCCAUAAACCCAGUGAUAUGCAAAGGAAUGUCUGCCUGCACAUGGAAUCUUUCCCCCACCCAUGUCCAAUUUAAGAGCACUAUUUCUUUCUUUUUUUUUUUUGAAAAGAGGUUAAAGUGCAGAUGUUCACACCAUAUAGGGAAUGGUUGUAGGUCAUUGUACUUGUCAUUGAUCUUGUCUGUGAAGUGGUCAUCGGUCUCCUCUUGGAACCAAAAUUGACUAGCCCACUCCAGAAAUGUUUUAUGGCUUUGUUGGAUCAAAUCCAGCUGUGGGCAGACUACUGCUAUUGCAGAUUUAGCUUCACACACUCAGCAAUUUAAAAAGGCAAUCAGAUCUCAACGAUUUCAGAUCACAGAUUAAAAGAAUAUACACACAGAGUAGAAAGAUAACUCUUUUUGGAGAUGUGCUAAAUGGAGGCAGUAUACAUUUUACAGCCCAAAGAAAAUACAAAUAAACAGCUUUAUAGAUAAAUGGUGAUUAAUGGCCAUUCCAAAUUUAAACAUGAAAUGUGUCUAUUUUGUUUUUUGAUUAACUGUGAACUAUUGGGAAACAUCUGAUUUUUUUUUUUUUUUUAUGUGACAUGUAAAGAACUUGUGAAUUAAAAAUUAUGACAAGG